AUGCAAGAAGACGAUAAGUUGUACUACUUUCCUGUACCAGAAAUAACACUAAAAGAUCUGCUUGACUGGCAGGACCCAGAUGAGCGCAGCCAGUGCCACCUGGUCCGUCUCAAUGCCAAGAAUGAUUUAAAGUCCACAACACAUGGAAACAUCAAAAUGUAUCAGAAGUGUUUUGGCAAUACUGUGAUAAUAAAUGAUAAAGAGAUUGCACUUUUCCGUAUUGGAAAAGAAGUUUUUGCCAUACAGGCCAAAUGUCCGCAUCUUGGUGGUCCCUUACACCUGGCAGACAUUGAGGAACUAUCUACUGGCAAGAUGGCUGUCAAGUGCCCUUGGCAUAAAUGGACUUUUGAUAUCGCUUCCGGGAUAUGUGUCACUCCGAAAGAUCGAAAUCUUAUAGCAAAAACAUUUCCUGUCAGGGUAGAUAAUCUUGGCCAGAUACGUGUGGGAUUCGAUUCAUUUGGUCCGUCAGCAUUCGCAGAAAUGGAUUUUUAA
This is a messenger RNA of Candidula unifasciata, 492 nucleotides long. Lineage: Eukaryota; Metazoa; Mollusca; Gastropoda; Stylommatophora; Geomitridae. The record is from the annotation of a GenBank genome assembly.